AUUGAGGAGGUACUAGCUGUCAUGUUUUCAGGUUCUACAAAGCCAACCCAAGAUGAUUAUGCCCGUGCUCUAUUGCUUGUGCGCCGCAAUGUUGUUGCUAAGGCACUCCAGGUCUUGAUACUCAAUCAUUUUGACUAUAAUGAUGUUGUAUUUUCAUCAGCUAAUCUGGAUAGCUAUGCUGAUAAUGUUCCAAUUGUUACUGUUGAAUAUUUCCAGAAAGGUUCUAAUAGAAAUGCUGAAGGGGUUAGUGUACAUGAUGAUUUGAAUGAUGAUGGUACUGAGGAAGGUACUUGUGUCUUCACUGUUCAUGGAAUAGUUGGUCCUUCAAUAAAAAAUAUGACAAGGGACCAAAUGAUUGGUAUUGCAGCUAUGCAUCUUGAUAAUGAAGGCAAAUUUAUGCGCACAUCACAUGCUGAAAAUCCAGAAAGUCUGUGGAAUAAUCCUCAAUUGUAUCCAAAAAUGUUU
Molecule: messenger RNA, 465 nt
Organism: Lentinula edodes (shiitake mushroom)
Lineage: Eukaryota; Fungi; Basidiomycota; Agaricomycetes; Agaricales; Omphalotaceae
Exons: 1
Source: RefSeq, a predicted model, not a curated record